Molecule: messenger RNA, 1473 nt
Organism: Orycteropus afer afer
Lineage: Eukaryota; Metazoa; Chordata; Mammalia; Tubulidentata; Orycteropodidae
Source: RefSeq, a predicted model, not a curated record
AUGGGGAAUUCACCCCAACCUCCACCACCCCGAAAACGCCCCGGGACCCCUGUCCCCCGCCGAGCCCGGCGGCUCCUGCACCUCCGUCCCGGCUGCGAACUCCACGCCCAGGCGCCGACGAACGGGUGGGGCGCGGCCGAGGCUCCCCGUGGAAGCAGAGGUGACACCACGGGGCCGGCUCCGGGCGCCGGGACGGCGGGGUCACAAGCCGGUGACGAGGCGGGCUGCAGCCGGCGCCUCAGCAACCCGAGCGCGCGGCGUGUGAGGCCGGCGGAAGAGGCCGCGCGGGGCGGGAGCCGCUGGCUCCAGUCCCGGGUCCGAGGCGCUGCCCCCGCUUUCCUGCGCACUCUCGGUCUCUCGGCCUCCCGGAGCCUCGGGUCUGCUUGUCGCCAGGACGCCAGCGCUUCCUCCGCGAUCCGGCCCAGUGGCCGCAGCCGCCUUCUAGACGCCGAGCAGCGGGGGCGGACCUGCGUCUCUCAGCGCGGGAACAGUCAUAAGGCAGAGAAGUUUUUUGAAUGUAAGGAAUGUGGGAAAGUGUUUAAUCGUUCCUUCUCCCUCACUAUACAUAUGCGAACUCACAGUGGGGAAAAGCCCUAUGAAUGUAAGCAGUGUGGGAAAGCCUUUAGUCAACGCUCAGCCCUCACUACACAUAUAAGAACUCACACUGGAGAGAAGCCUUAUAAAUGUAAGGAAUGUGGGAAAGCCUUCCGUUGUUCUUCAUUCCUAAUAAAUCAUGUAAGAAUUCACAGUGGAGAGAUGCCUUUUGAAUGUAAAGAAUGUGGGAAAGUGUUUAGGCAAGCCUCAGACCUCACUACACACAGAAGAAUUCACAGUGGAGAGAAGCCUUAUGAAUGUAAGGAAUGUGGGAAAACCUUCCGAUGUUCCUCACACCUUACCAUACAUAGAAGAACUCACAGCGGAGAGAGACCUUAUGAAUGUAAGGAAUGUGGGAAAACCUUUACUGAUUACUCAGCCCUCAAUAAACACAGAAGAAUUCACAGUGGAGAGAGGCCUUACGAAUGUAAGGAAUGUGGGAAAGCCUUCAGUCGUUCCUCACACCUCACUGCACACAUAAGAACUCACAGUGGAGAGAGACCUUAUGAAUGUAAGGAAUGUGGGAAAACUUUUAGUCGUUCCUAUUGCCUCUCUGAACACUUAAGAACUCACAGUGGAGAGAGACCGUAUGAAUGUAAGGAAUGUGGGAAAGCCUUUAGGUGUGCCUCAGACCUCACCAAACAUAUAAGAACACACAGUGGAGAGAGGCCGUAUGAAUGUAAAGAAUGUGGGAAAGGCUUUAGGCAAGCCUCAAGCCUCAAUACGCACAGAAGAAUUCACAGUGGAGAGAAGCCUUAUGAAUGUAAGGGAUGUGGGAAAACUUUCCGUUGCUCCUCACAUCUCACUUCACAUAUCAGAACUCAUGGCAGCGAUGCUCCUCUGUGUCAGAGGUGGGAUGUGUCAUCCUUAUUGCUGUAG